AUGGGAGAGCCACAAACAGAAGAGAACCCUGAAUUGAGCGCGAGCUUGGGAAACAAAUUGGACGGCAAAGUAGAGCUUUCCAACGAGCAACAAAACACAAAAACCAGUGACAUGUAUAAAAGUUCAAACUUUCUGGUAGAGAAAAGAGGUGAGGUAAGAGAAGAAACCGGAGCAGAUACUGAGGAAGGAAUUGAGCAAAAAACCGAGAAAGGAGUUGGAAAAGAGGAAACUGGAGACGAUUACGAUGAAGAUGCGGCCAUACAACUCCAAAAUGCCAAGCCAUCGAGUUCACGACUAUUGGAUAAACAUACAAGCUCGUUAUCACCUGGUAACUCCAGAAUUACACCAAAACCGUAUAUGAUUAGAAUUGCAAACAUUGCAAAUGGUGUCAGCGAAGUGGUUCUCAAUGAUUUUUUACAAAGUCAUAUUGACAACUCAACGUUCAAAAUUGUUAAAUUGAGCAAAAAUGAACCCUGGUGGGCUGUGGUCAAAGUGGAAAAUUUAAGACUUUGCAACAUUCUAAUUGAAAAACUCGACCAAUCUUUUUAUAAGGGCCAAAAGUUGGCGUUGGAAAUGGAGAACGGAAUUGAAGAAAAGUCGAUAAAUGGAAGGAGACAACUGGCAAAUCAUACUUUGCAGUUUAACAAAUCGUUUGUCCCGGCACAAACUCCACAAAGAGGUAUAUCGCACACGGAGAGCGGUUUUGCUCAGCGCAACUUCUCUUCCACAACUUCAUCUUCAACUUCAUCUUCAACUUCAUCUUCAUUAUCACACGCAUUAGGGGUAAGAUCCCGGAGAUCAAAUACUUCGCUUGCCAGUAGCCGUGCUGACUCGGUGUUUUCACAUCGUUCAAAUGCGCGAGGCUCAAGUGCGUCGAGUUUAGGCACGCAUGACCUGCUAUCCCAGAAACAGCCUGUUCCUUCUUUUAUAAUGAACAUGGUUCAGAAUAGACAAUUUUCAAGAGAUGUUGGAGCUAAGGAACUGAAAACGGAAACGAAAACGGAACUGAAAACGGAAACGGAAUUAGAAGCAACACAACCUGAACAAUCGCAUCUGGAGUCUUUACAGUUUCAAUCUAACCAUAAAGGUAAGCAACUGCACGAAGCAACUCCUGAUACUAUUCAGGUAGAGGUUGGAGAGGGUAAGAAUCCAGAACAAUUAAUAAAUGUGAACCCAACAAGAUUAUUUAUAGGGAAUGUGCCAUAUACGUCAAAUUGGGCUUCGUUGAAAAAGUUUCUUUCGGAAAGAGCUAGCGAAAUCGAACCUGGUAACUCAAUCUCGAUAUUACGAGUAGAGAUUCCUAUUCAACAAGUCUCUGUGGAUGGUAGUUUCCUCAUGUACCGACAUAUGGGGCCACAGAUCCUCACAAAGAGUCGAGGGUUUGCAAUUGUAACCACGAAAGAUCAACAUUCGUCAGAAAAAAUAAUCAAGUACUUUGACAAUGUUGAAUUUGAAGGCCGACAACUCACUGUUCGAUAUGAUAGGUUUCCCCAUUACAGCAACUACGCUCUUCAGCAAAUCAAACCAGCACAUUUGUCACUACAACCACAUUCACUACCGGUACCUGUAUCUAAUGCACUGGGUUUUCAAUCCACAAUCAGUGGGUCUCGAAACAUUAUGCCACUUGCACCUCAAGGACCAUAUAACCAUGCUCCUUUGGUGACAAAUGCUCCACAAAUGUUUGCAAAUGAAUAUAUGCCGCAAGUUUCACCUUCUAUUUAUGCUCAACAACAACAACAACGGCAACAACUGCAGCAGCAACAGCAGCAACAACAACAACAACAGCAACAACAACAGCAGCAACUACAACAACCACAUCCCUCAAACUCUUCAUUAUUAAGCAAUCUAGCAUUUGAGCGAAAUUCCUUACAACAAAAAAUAUAUUAUGGUAGGGGGCCAAGAACACAUCCAAAAAGUAUACCGCAAAACUAUCAGAUUUCUCAAAGCCCUCAAAUGCCACAGACUUCACAAGGUGCACAAAAUGCACUAGCUUCACAGGGGUCUCAAGUUCCACAGCCCUUUAUACCCCAAUCCCAAGUUCCUUUCCAAGCAACACAAUUUGCAACACCAGCGAAUACAAAUUCAUUCAAUGGUCCCGGAUACUAUCCGAUUCCAUUCUUUUAUCAUCCAUCUGCUUCUGGUAUAGCAUAUGCUACAUACCAACCUCCGCCAGCUCUCCUUCCGCAUCAUGCUUACCCAGCUCCUCCUACUCUGUACCCAAUGAAGAAUUUUAAGCAACCUAUAGCAGUAGCACAGCCUGCGCUGUCGUCCAAUUUCGAAGAGGAGAAUUACAGUCCACCACCAAUGGCCCCUGAAGGUUCCGAAAAAUUGGAGCAAAGUUUAAAUGAGGCUGACCGUGCCCACGAAUUAUUCCAAGACUUGUCUUUAGACCAUGACAAAUCCCAGCAACCAACGAGGUUAUAG
Molecule: messenger RNA, 2424 nt
Organism: Lodderomyces elongisporus
Lineage: Eukaryota; Fungi; Ascomycota; Pichiomycetes; Serinales; Debaryomycetaceae
Exons: 1
Coding region: 1-2424 (807 amino acids)
Cellular component (GO): nucleus; ribonucleoprotein complex; cytoplasm
Molecular function (GO): mRNA binding
Source: RefSeq, a predicted model, not a curated record